CGAAAAUUAAACGAUUAUUGCAAUAAUAUCAAUAGAUAUUUGUAAAAAUUUCAUCUGAUGGGAAUACCAGCGGGUAAUGUAGAAAACGGUAAAAAGAUAUUCCAACAGAGAUGCGCUCAAUGUCACACCGUCGAAGCAGGUGGAAAACACAAAACAGGUCCUAACCUCUAUGGAUUAAUAGGAAGAAAAACUGGAUUAUCUCCAGGCUACAGUUAUUCCGAUGCGAAUAAACAGAAAGGAGUUACAUGGACUGAAGAUACGUUAUUUGAAUAUCUUGAAAAUCCGAAAAAGUUUAUUCCAGGUACCAAGAUGGUGUUCGCCGGAUUGAAAAAGGCUAAUGACCGGAUAGACUUAAUAGCAUAUCUUAAAGCUUCUACGAAGUGAUUUCUUUUAUAAUUGAAGUGUUAGUUGUGUUAAUUUUGUUUCAUAGUUCAGUCAAGAAAAAAUAAAUU
Diorhabda carinulata is the source of this 452-nucleotide messenger RNA. RefSeq names its product cytochrome c-like. Gene Ontology annotation, cellular component: mitochondrial intermembrane space. Gene Ontology annotation, molecular function: heme binding; electron transfer activity. The record is from RefSeq and is a predicted model, not a curated record. The transcript has a single exon. The coding region runs from base 58 to 384 and encodes 108 amino acids. Gene Ontology annotation, biological process: mitochondrial electron transport, cytochrome c to oxygen; mitochondrial electron transport, ubiquinol to cytochrome c. Lineage: Eukaryota; Metazoa; Arthropoda; Insecta; Coleoptera; Chrysomelidae.